Messenger RNA from Jatropha curcas, 1170 nucleotides. RefSeq names its product Thioredoxin superfamily protein. Gene Ontology annotation, molecular function: oxidoreductase activity, acting on a sulfur group of donors, disulfide as acceptor. NCBI's taxonomy places the organism in Eukaryota, Viridiplantae, Streptophyta, Magnoliopsida, Malpighiales, Euphorbiaceae. The record is from RefSeq and is a predicted model, not a curated record.
AAAAAAAAAAUCUGCUUGCUCUUGCUCUUGUUCAUCUCCAAGUCAAUUGGUAGACAUUCCAAUUUCCCAAAUGGCUUCUCCUCCAAAAAUAACCCUCUCAUUUCUGGUUUAUCUUUGCUUAUUCUGCUCCUUCUCGCGGGCUUCUUCUGAUUCCGGGAAAGUUUCAUUGGGAUUGUACUAUGAAUCUCUAUGCCCAUACAGCGCCAAUUUCAUAAUCAAUGAUCUGGUUGAGCUUUUCGAAGAUGAUGAACUCUUCUCCGUCGUCGAUCUCCAUCUCUCCCCUUGGGGUAAUGCCAGACUUAAAGGCAAUGACUCCUUUGUUUGCCAGCACGGUCCAUCUGAAUGCUUAUUGAAUACAGUAGAAGCUUGUGCUAUUAACGUUUGGCCUCAGCUGGAGGAGCAUUUUCCCUUCAUCUAUUGCAUUGAGUCUCUGGUGCAUGAGCGCAAAUUCCCUGAAUGGGAAUCAUGCUUUGAGACACUGGGUUUGGACCCGAAACCUGUAAUUGAUUGCUACAAUAGUGGAUAUGGCAAAGAGCUUGAAUUACAGUAUGCAGCUGAAACAAAUGCCCUGCAGCCUCCUCACCAAUAUGUGCCUUGGGUAGUGGUGGAUGGACAGCCACUUUACGAGGACUAUGAUAAUUUUAUUAGUUACAUAUGCAAGGCAUACAAUAGCACUACUACACACAAGCGAACUGCUGCACCCAAAGCUUGCAGUGAAGUAUCACGUUAUGCCAUCCAAAGGGGUAAAUCAAGACCGAUCGUUCCAGUUUGCUACAAGGAGAAAAAAAUGUCAACAUUAUCACGACGAAUUAUAUCAGCCAUAUCAUUGUGGAUGCAGCAGACAAAUGAGGCUGCUUACAUGUAAAUGCAUCUCAAUUCGAUUUCACUCUAGUUGCAACUAUUUAUUUCUCGUUUCUUAGUUAUCAAAUAUGGCAGUAUGCAGUUAAAGUGCACAUUAUCUUGUAUUUACUUCCAAUUUCUCUAGUCUGAGCUAAUAUGCUCUUUAGUCUCGACAGCAUCUCUAUUGUGAGGAUAUCAUUUCUAAUCAAGACAAUUAUAGAAAUGGUGCUUUAUGUAAAUGGUAUACUACAUGUAUGUGCUUCGAGUAAUCGCCUUAGCCUCUUGUGCUUGAAUCGUAGGUGAAAUGCAUUUUUAGAUGCUUACCCCCUU